This is a messenger RNA of Ylistrum balloti, 3718 nucleotides long. Its product is annotated as fatty acid hydroxylase domain-containing protein 2-like. The record is from RefSeq and is a predicted model, not a curated record. Gene Ontology annotation, molecular function: C-4 methylsterol oxidase activity; iron ion binding. The transcript is spliced from 7 exons. The coding region runs from base 81 to 1133 and encodes 350 amino acids. Gene Ontology annotation, biological process: sterol biosynthetic process. Lineage: Eukaryota; Metazoa; Mollusca; Bivalvia; Pectinida; Pectinidae.
GCCAGCCAAGCAACACGCGCUUCCAGUCCGUUACACGGGAGCAGAUAAAUUAUCUGGGCGACCAUUCAAAAGAAGAAAACAUGUUGAGUAAUACUGCGGAUCCAGUGUCAGGGCCUUCCCAGUGUGAAGAUGUCCAUGAUCAGAGCCUGUCUCGUACAGACAGGAUAAAGGCCCAAGGAAUGACGCUGAUGGAUUCCAUCAAAAAGGGUCUAUUUGUGGUGGGCAGUGCUAUAGUAGUUUUCUCAGCAUUCAGGAACUCUGUCACAUGGCAUUUGCAGAAUGUGUGGGGAGCAUCAGGGUAUUUCUGGCAGAGUAUAUGGAACUCGAUCUUCCACAUGUUUGGUGACAGUGACAUAUGGCUGGGAACUCUGGGGACUACUAUAUUCACGUUUGUUGUUUUCUGGGCUGGAAACAUUUUGCUGCUGAUACUUGACACAACAGGCUGGCCGGCUUUUCUCCUCAAGUACAAGAUCCAGGAGGAUCAGAAUGUCCCAGUGGAUAAGAAGAAGCUACUGAGAGCUGUGAACCAGGUGCUGUACAACCAGAUCAUUGUAGGAAUCCCUUUCUGUUACACAUUUACGUGUUUCAUGAUCCAACGAGGAUGUCAAUUCCAGGGAGAGCUACCAUCCUUCCCCUGGGUCAUCCUGGAGCUCAUCAUCUUCUCCUUGGUAGAAGAAGUAGGAUUCUACUACAGUCAUAGACUGUUUCACCACCCGAAGCUCUACCGUUUCAUCCACAAACGUCAUCAUGAAUGGACAGCCCCUAUUGGGAUCAUCGCGCUGUAUGCCCACCCUGUAGAGCACUGCAUUAGUAACCUUGGCCCUAUUGCACUCGGACCUCUGAUCAUGGGCUCCCAUGUGGCUACAGCCUGGAUGUGGUUUGCCCUUGCCCUUUGGUCUACCACAGUGUCACACAGCGGUUAUCAUUUCCCAGGUCUACCUUCUCCGGAGGCUCACGACUUCCAUCACCUUAAAUUUACACAGAACUUUGGAGUUUUGGGAGUCCUUGAUCGUCUUCACGGCACGGACAACCAAUUCCGUGAGCACAUUGCGUAUAAACGCCACAUUCUGUCACUGAGUUCAGUUCCUAUGUCGCAGCAGUUUCCAAACCCUACUGAUGCAAAGGGCAAGUAACUCCAACAUGGAAGUCGUUCGUCGGACCAUUUUUCCAGCAGACAUUGCUGAAUUGAAAUCUGAUGCCAGCGCCAUGGUUAGAUGAAUUGACAUUUAUGUCACAAAAUAAUCAUUGUCAGUUAAUAUGGAAGUUUAUAUUUAACAAAAUGUUCAAAGGUUUUGGUUUACCCUUCUAUCGUUACAUUAGGAAAUUCCUUAAUGCGAAUAUGUUUUUUGACAUUUUAGACGAAUGCUGUGCUCAUAUAAUGUGUGCAUCAGUAGUGUCUAUACAGAUCUAGAUUAUGGAAAGAAAAAGAAAAAAUGUUUUUUAUCAAAUAUGAAUAGUAUUAUUAUGGCUAAUGUCUUUCAUAUAAUAUGUUUAAGUGUUGAUUGUCAAAUUUAUUUUUCAGAAGUUUUAUUUUUCUUGCGAUGUUUGACGUGUUUGUACAGAUCCAUUAGUAAUUAACGAAUAUAUAGAUCUAAAUUUGCGAAUCUCACCGAGAGUGUCUAAAUCUCAUCAGUUUUUGUAUAUAUCUCUGACAGCGAGAUAAGUGUGUGCAUUUUCUUGUACAGUACAGUCUGUUUGGUGCUAAUGUAAUUUGUGAUAUGUCAGUGUUUGCGCUUUGCAUUUUCAAAAGAUUUACUUAGGAUUUGAAGUGAAUUAAUUAAAUUUUGUGUUGCAAGAUUUGCUUUUUAAGGAUUGCUUACAGAAAUUUGUAAUAUAAAAACAAAUUUUAUGAGGUUUUUGAUAGAAAUUGAAAAUAUAUUCAUUUGAAAAUAUGAUUGUGACAAAUAUUUUUAGAUAGAUAAAAGAAAGUCAAUUCUGGAAAAUAUAAUGCAAAUUUCAGGAUAAACAGUAAAUGGAAUUUUAAACACAAUUAAAACCUUGAAAGUACAGAAAAUUUUGUCAUAUUUUCUUCUGUAUCUAUAACACCAUGUUCAUACAUGUCCAGUUUACAAAAGAAAUUAUUGAUACCUUAUGGAAUCUGAAUUCCCUUAAUAUUUCAAAGAUGUCUACUACAGAUUUUGACAACAGAUUGGAGCCGUUGCAACAUAUUUUGAUUCUUUUUAAUAUUGUAAUGUUCAGUUUGAAAUAUGAGAUUUUUUUUUUCACCAAAGUAAUGAAACUUCACUAGUCAGAAGGAAUUGGCCAUUUUGAAAUGAAUUUAUUUGUAUGUUUCUAGUCAUUUCGUUUAUUUUUAAACUGUCUCCAGGGUGAUAAAAGCUAAGGAAGGAAAAUCAGAAAAGAUUUCAAUUCAUUACACAUUAUUUGAAAAAUUGCUAGGGAAAAAAGUAAACUCAAACAUUGAUGAAAUUGUGAAAGAUCUGUCUGAAUAAUUGAUCUGUUGGUGGUGAUAUAAGAUGAAUAAAUUGCUAAAGUUGAUGUUCAUGUUGGAAACAUUCUGAGGGAAAUCUAGCGGCAGUAAAAGAAUUGCCAACUGUAUGCGUCAGUGCUGUUAUGCUUCACACUGGUGUGGGUGACAGUCUUGUCAUCAAAACAGCAUGAACAAGUUUCUUACUAGAUGUUUUUGAGGAACUUCAGAUCUGUUCCAUGGUUGUUCAUGUAGGUUGUCUCAUAAAAAAAAAAAUAAAAAUAAAAACCAACAUGAUUACAUGUGGUUAUCGUUUUGACUUUCAAAAGUUUCUUGAAUGUUUUAGCACUUACAUAAAUAAUGUAGGGCUAUAGUUUUAUAGAAAAAGAAUUCAUUGUUUACUGUUGUCAUUAAUAUAUACACAGUUUGUGAGGAUUCCAAAAUUAUAUUUUAAGUACACAUACCCUGUUAAUUAAUAUUUGCUAGAGAAUGGUUGUGGUUUUGAAUUAAUUGAUUAGCAAUAAUAUUGUUUACAGCUAUUCUAAAUGAAAGUUCACAUUAUAAGAUGAAUUUUGUUUCAAGGUUUGGAGUGGCAACAGAGAAAGUGUUGUAAUUAAAACUAGCCAGUGAUAUUAUGAAGGUGAACUUCUAGAACAAAGUCUUUAGAACAAAGUCAUGGCAUACAUCAUCUAAGGCCAGGUGUGAAUCAUUUUUUUUUGUCUUCAUAGCUAGUAGCCUAAAUAUCUUUCUAGCUGGUUGAGUUCUUUUCAUCAUUUUGUGUCCAAGCAGAGAAAAGAAAAUAUCAGGAAAUGUGUUUCACCUGUGGACUACAUUAUGCCUAAAUUAUUCCUAAAUUAUCAUCUUUGAGAAUUUCUGGGAUUUUCUUGGACAUAUUAAGCACCUAUCAAUGCAAUUUACUGAUACAUAUUUUAAUUAUACUGAUACCCGGUAUUUAUUUUUUCUUUCUUUCUUCCUAAUUUUUAUCUUGUGUUUCAUGUUUAAAAGUGUUUUCUUUUUCCUUUUUAGUUGAUGGCACCAGAUGUCUUUUUAGUUGAAUUAUGAGUUUUACAUACCUCAGAAUUUUUGUUCAGAAUUUUCAUCAAUGCAAAUUUGUAAGAAACUUGAUUUCUUUCCAUAUCAUUAAAUGUUAUUCUGUAAUACACACUUUUUCAUAAUAAACAAAUCUUUUAUAAACAACAUUAUUACAAGUUUUACAAAUUUUUGAGGAAAUACUGACCUGCAUACACUGUAUUUGGUUUCAAUUGUAAAUAUACAUGUAAUAUAAUUGUACAC